AUGGCGAUCGUUUCCCACCGCCCUCGCCAUGACGACCAUUGUGGCACGUGGGCGUACCAGGCGCCAGAGCUCCUUCUCGAAGAGCCCUACGACCAUUCGGUUGAUGUGUGGGCCUUUGGCGUCGUGCUCUACGAGAUGCUGACGUACGAGAAGGCCUUCUUCGACGACUUCAGCGCCAUCCAAGGUGAAUUCAACUUUCGGGAGGACGCGUCCCGGCUCUUGCACGACCUUCUCCGCGGCAUGCUCGCGGUCGACCCUCGUCGCCGCCUCUCGCCUGCCGCGAUCGCUGCCCAUCCUUGGCUCACGUCCUCGUAA
Molecule: messenger RNA, 315 nt
Organism: Saprolegnia diclina VS20
Lineage: Eukaryota; Oomycota; Saprolegniomycetes; Saprolegniales; Saprolegniaceae
Exons: 2
Coding region: 1-315 (104 amino acids)
Biological process (GO): protein phosphorylation; mitotic DNA damage checkpoint signaling
Cellular component (GO): nucleus
Molecular function (GO): protein serine/threonine kinase activity; ATP binding
Source: RefSeq, a predicted model, not a curated record